This is a messenger RNA of Urocitellus parryii (Arctic ground squirrel), 1197 nucleotides long. It is a transcript of the gene S1pr5, whose product is annotated as sphingosine-1-phosphate receptor 5. Gene Ontology annotation, biological process: G protein-coupled receptor signaling pathway. Lineage: Eukaryota; Metazoa; Chordata; Mammalia; Rodentia; Sciuridae. The record is from RefSeq and is a predicted model, not a curated record. Gene Ontology annotation, molecular function: sphingosine-1-phosphate receptor activity. Gene Ontology annotation, cellular component: membrane.
AUGGAGUCAGGGCUGCUGCGACCAGCGCCGGUGAGCGAGGUCAUUGUCCUGCAUUACAAUUACACCGGCAAGCUACGCGGAGCGCGCUACCAGCCCGGCGCAGGAUUGCGUGCAGACGCAGUGGUGUGCCUGGCUGUAUGCGCAUUUAUCGUGCUGGAGAACUUGGCGGUGUUGUUCGUGCUCGGGCGCCAUCCGCGCUUCCAUGCGCCCAUGUUCCUGCUCCUGGGCAGCCUCACACUGUCUGACAUGCUGGCAGGUGCUGCCUACGCCAUUAACAUCCUACUGUCCGGGCCACUCACGCUUCGAUUGUCACCUGCGCUCUGGUUCGCUCGUGAAGGAGGCGUCUUUGUGGCGCUUGCCGCGUCGGUGCUGAGCCUCCUGGCCAUUGCACUCGAGCGCCAUCUCACCAUGGCGCGCCGGGGACCCGCGCCCGCUGCCAGUCGAGGGCGCACACUGGCGAUGGCCAUCGCAGCUUGGAGCGUAUCGCUGCUCCUCGGGUUACUGCCCGCGCUCGGCUGGAACUGUCUGGGUCGCCUGGAGGCUUGCUCCACUGUCCUGCCGCUCUACGCCAAGGCAUACGUGCUCUUCUGCGUCCUMGCCUUCGUGGGCAUCCUGGCGGCCAUCUGUGCACUCUAUACGCGCAUCUACUGCCAGGUACGAGCCAAUGCACGGCGACUGCGAGCACGACCAGGGGCUAGCAAAGGCACCUCCACCCGCUCGCGCCGCACACCACGAUCUCUGGCGCUGCUGCGCACACUCAGCGUGGUACUCCUGGCCUUCGUGGUGUGUUGGGGCCCUCUCUUUCUGCUGCUGUUACUAGACGUGGCAUGCCCCGCCCGCGCCUGUCCUGUGCUCCUGCAGGCCGACCCCUUCCUGGGCCUGGCCAUGGCCAACUCGCUUCUGAACCCCAUCAUCUACACGCUCACCAACCGUGACCUGCGCCAUGCGCUCCUGCGCCUUGUCUGCUGCGGCCGCCGUCCCUGCAGCCGAGGCCCKAGCAGUGUCCAGUUAUCUGAAAGCGCUCCUGGGGCUUCAGGCGGCCUGCGCCGCUGUCUACCCCAGGACUUGGACCCCAGCUCCAGCCGCUCUGAGCGCUCAUCGCCCCAGAGAGAUGGACUGGACUCCAGCGGCUCCACCGGCAGCCCCAAUGCGCCCACAGCUCCUCGGACCCUGGUACCCGAACCGGUAGCAGAUUGA